AUGAGGAUCAACAAUUUCCCACCUAAUCCACAACCGGAUGCGAACUUGGGACUACAUGAGCACACUGAUGUCAUCGCAACGGCACUCAUCGUCACUAAUGAAGUUCCAGGGCUUCAGAUUUUCAAAGAUGACCACUGGUUCAAUGUCCAACAAAUUCCUAAACAACAAGAUCAUAUUCUUACCGUCUACAGGCUUAGCAAUGGGAAGUACAAGAAUGUGAUGCAUAGAGUGACGGUGGAUAAAGAAAAGCAGAGGACGUCGUGGCCGGUUUUUGUCAACGCUAAUCCUGAUGUGGUCCUCGGACCAUUGCCGGAGCUCAUUUCCGGCGCUAAUCCUUCAUUGUUCAAGCCUAUUAUGUGCAAAGACUUCAAGUACCGUAGGCUUUCCAGGUUUCCACUCGAUUAA
Messenger RNA from Arabis nemorensis, 405 nucleotides. NCBI's taxonomy places the organism in Eukaryota, Viridiplantae, Streptophyta, Magnoliopsida, Brassicales, Brassicaceae. The record is from the annotation of a GenBank genome assembly.